AUGAUGCGGGAUGCGGCGGGGGGUGGUUGCAGCCUCGGUGCCGGUGCCCAUGUCGGUGUCGGUAUCGGUGUCCGUGUCCGUGUCCGUGUCCGUGUCCGUGUCCGUGUCAGUGCCAGUGACCGCGACCGCGUCUGUGUCGGUGGCACCGGCACCGACACCGGCACUGGCACCGGCUUUUUGCAACUUUCUCUCUCUCUCCAGGUGGUAGAAGCUUAUAAGCAAGGGCUCAGACCAGCCAUUGGCUAUGAGCUCAACCCCUGGCUGCUGUGUCUCUCCAGCUACCGGGCCUGGAAGGCUGGGUACCAUGGGAAGGUUUCCUUCCUGAAGAAAGAUCUGUGGAAGGUGAACCUGUCUGAUUGCUACAAUGUGAUCGUGUUCCUGGCCCCCAGUGUGAAACCUCCCCUAGCCACCAAGCUUCUCGCAGAACUCCCCGACGAAGCCCGGGUGGUGGCUGGACGCUUCCCCUUCCCCUCCUGGACCCCCACCAGCACCCUUGGGCAGGGGCUGGAGCAAGUCUGGGCCUAUGACAUGAAGGAGGUGCGGCGAGCAGCACAGAGCAGCGCAGAGGGAAGCCCAGUCUAACAGCAGCCUCAUUAAGCCUGGCAUUGAGUCAGGGGUAGGGGUCAGAGACUCUCCGGCCCUUGGGCUCAGCUCAGAACAGCAGUGGGAGGGCUGCUUGGCCAGGCUUUUUCCUGGGGACUUGCAGGGUGGCAGUCCCUCGGUUUUCCUGGAAUUAUCACAGGAUUUAAGGGCUAAGUCACCAGUGCCUCUUUUCUGUAUGUUUGUUACUUAGUUAAUUUUUCAAAAUAAACAUUUGGUUAGUUCUCCCCUUGA
This is a messenger RNA of Athene cunicularia (burrowing owl), 834 nucleotides long. It is a transcript of the gene ANTKMT, whose product is annotated as family with sequence similarity 173 member A. Gene Ontology annotation, cellular component: mitochondrion. The coding region runs from base 1 to 582 and encodes 193 amino acids. The record is from RefSeq and is a predicted model, not a curated record. Gene Ontology annotation, biological process: regulation of mitochondrial ATP synthesis coupled proton transport; peptidyl-lysine trimethylation; positive regulation of proton-transporting ATP synthase activity, rotational mechanism. Gene Ontology annotation, molecular function: protein-lysine N-methyltransferase activity. The transcript has 4 exons. Lineage: Eukaryota; Metazoa; Chordata; Aves; Strigiformes; Strigidae.